AUGGCUUUGAUGAAAUCGAGUCAGAUCCCUAAAGAUGCCGUGGUGCUUACUGAAGUAGAGGCUGUGACUUAUAUUUGGGAAGUAGUGGACGAAUGGAACUCUAGUUCAGACACAUGGGCUCUUCGCUAUGCACCUGCAAUACUUGGGGCAAUUAAUGCCUUAAGUGGCGUUUUAGUAAAUACGCACUACCGCCGGAGACUGAAACUUGGAAAUUAUGGUUAUUUUUCAUCUGUAAUUCCUAUAUCUGUAAUACCUGGAGUUCUUACGGCAUUGUUCCAUAGGCAUACAGUAUCAACAAAUAUGCUGCUAAUGAAAAAUGACGGCUGCCCACUUUGUUACGAGACAAGGUCUGGUUUGGUGCAGGUCGCACUUGGUACAUUAUAUCCAAUGGUGCUUGGACCAACUGGAGCAUUACUGUUUGCCAACAGAUAUUUGACAUAUCGGGUGCCCGACCUACAAGAAGGUCCCAAGGUCCUUUUCAAUUUCUUGAAGGGACACACCAAACCGUUUACAGGAUCUUUGGCAUAUAUGGUACCACUGCAGUUGGCCGCUUCCUCCAUCCUAACAUACUUUGAAAUGAGAAACAAUAUUACAUUAAAAAGGAAAUUAGCAGAAAUAGAGCAGAAUAUAACUGAAAGU
This is a messenger RNA of Iphiclides podalirius (scarce swallowtail), 639 nucleotides long. The record is from the annotation of a GenBank genome assembly. Lineage: Eukaryota; Metazoa; Arthropoda; Insecta; Lepidoptera; Papilionidae.